AUGAUGGGUGAUAUGAAUGCUAAGGUGGGCAAAGGUGAAGUUAAAGGAGUCGUCGGUAAACAUGGGUUAGGGGUUCGUAACGACAGAGGUGAUACUCUCGUACAAUUCUGUCAAGAAAAAGACCUUGUCAUUAUGAACACCUUUUUCCAACUACCAGACCGAAGGCUGUACACUUGGACAUCACCGCAACAUACCCCGGAACAUAUUGUCCGAAAUCAAAUUGACUACCUGAUGAUUAAUAGCCGUUUCAAAAACUGCGUCAAGAGUGCUCAGACCUAUCCGGGAUCGGAUGUUAACUCUGACCAUAACCCAGUAGUUGCGACAUUAUCUUGUACUCUUAAGAAGAUAAAAAGGAAACGGCUUUUUAACAGAGUUGAUAUUAGAAGAAUCAAAACAAUGCCAACCAAAGCUCUGGUAUCUAAUGAAAUAAAUAAGUGGGCAAUUGAAGCAAAGCGAAGACCACCACAUUCUGUCGAAGAUAACUGGCGGCAUCUCAGAUUGAGAAUAGAUGACAUUAACAAAAACCUUAUUGCACCCAAUUGGAUUCCGAAACAAGUUUGGAUGACAGACAGAAUAUAUCAACUCAUGGAGAAAAGACGUAGUUACAAAAAUUCUGACCAAGUGUGUUAUAACCACUAUAAUAGAGUUAUUAGACGAGAAGUGCGAUUUGCAAGACAAUCUUGGUAUAGCAACAAGUGUCAAUAUGUAGAAAAGCUUCAUGCAAAGCAUGACUCAUUCAAUCUACAUAGGGAGAUCAAAACCAUGCUUGGUCAAAAAACACAACAGCAACACCAGCUUGUGGAUGAAAACAAUAUUCCUAUCAUAGACAUAGUCAGUAAGAUGAACCAAUGGGAACGAUAUAUUGGAACUAUGUUUGCAGAUGAUUCUAGACGUCACAGUUGGUCUUUAGAACAAGAAGACGAAGGCCCACCAAUUCUGAAGGAUGAAGUCGUCAAGGCUCUUAGUAAGGCUAAGGUUGGAAAAUCUGCAGGACCAGAUGGAAUACACAUAGAAAUUCUGAAACUAAUACAAGACGAACAUCUCGAUCCGUUGGUUAAUUUUAUGAACCUCGUGUAUGACACCGGUGAACUUCCGGGGGACUGGCUAAAAUCGGUAAAAAAAAAGCAUUUGACCGGGUUAAGCAUGACCGUCUUGGAGCACUUCUCAGGAAUAUAG
Molecule: messenger RNA, 1176 nt
Organism: Pararge aegeria (speckled wood butterfly)
Lineage: Eukaryota; Metazoa; Arthropoda; Insecta; Lepidoptera; Nymphalidae
Exons: 1
Coding region: 1-1176 (391 amino acids)
Source: RefSeq, a predicted model, not a curated record